Molecule: messenger RNA, 1203 nt
Organism: Solanum pennellii
Lineage: Eukaryota; Viridiplantae; Streptophyta; Magnoliopsida; Solanales; Solanaceae
Product: GDSL esterase/lipase At5g14450-like
Exons: 3
Coding region: 141-818 (225 amino acids)
Molecular function (GO): hydrolase activity, acting on ester bonds
Source: RefSeq, a predicted model, not a curated record
UAUAGUAAAUAUAAACUAAUUUUAUUUGCCUAUAAAUUAAGAUGGAGUUCCGCAUUUGAGUCCAUAUCUGGAUACAUUAGGAACAAGUUAUAGACAUGGUGCAAACUUUGCAACAGGAGGAGCAACAAUUAGAAGGAUAAAUGAGUCGUGGUUUGUUAGCCCAUUUCCUCUUGAUAUUCAAGUUGAGCACUACACUCAACUUAAAGAACGAACUACCUACUUGUACAAUCAAGGUUCGACAUUCACUGUCCCAUUUUGCUAAUAAAAUAAACAAUCUGAAUGAGUUGUGGGAUUUUGUAGGGAAAGAAGAAUCAGCUGAUAAAAGCAGGCUUGCCAUACCUGUGGAGUUCUCCAAGGCACUAUACACAAUAGAUAUAGGGCAGAAUGAUAUUUCUGUUGCUUCUCGAAUGUUGCCAAAAAUGGAACAAGUUGGAGCAAUUAUACCGGACAUAAUCAACCAGUUUGCUGCACAACUUCGAGACUUGUACAAGAAAGGAGCUAGGAAUUUGUGGAUUCAUAAUGCAGGUCCAAUUGGUUGUUUGCCAGUAGCCACAAUCAAAAUUAAAGAUCCAACAGCAGGGUACCUGGAUGAACACGGAUGCGUCAAGGAUAUGAAUGAUACAGCCAUACUGUUCAACAAACAACUCUUCCAUACGUUGACCAAACUCAGGAUAGAGCUUCAACAAGCUGCAAUAACUUACGUUGAUUUGUACAAGGCUAAGUAUGAGUUAAUCAGCAACGCAAAGAACCAAGUUGGUGCGCUAAGGGGACCCGUAGGAGCACACAAGUGGUACAGUGAAAAUGGAGAAUCCCAAUAACUAAUGCAUGGUUGAGCUUGAAGGACCAUUAUAUUGGAGGAUGUCAUCUAUUUACAAAAAGAAAAGGUUUUGGAGUUCAAGUUAAUUUUAAGCAUUUCAUUUCCUAGGUGACAUUUAAAAAUGACAUGAAAUUUAACUAAGUGUGCAUUUAAAAAUUGAAUAAGAAAAGAGUUCAAAAAUUAAAUUUUUAGUAAAUAUAAGUAUUCAGUUGAUAAAGUUAUGAAUAGAAUAACCCAAUUAACAAUUUGAAUCAAUUUAAGAGUGUUCCAUGCCAUUCCACCAAUAUAAGUUUAGACACUACUUUUUUUGUGUCAUUUCAUGUGAAAUGAUUUAGAUCGCGAAGAUUAAAUUCUAUCUGUCAUUUUAUAUGAAAUUAUUUUUACCA